Molecule: messenger RNA, 1647 nt
Organism: Lampris incognitus (smalleye Pacific opah)
Lineage: Eukaryota; Metazoa; Chordata; Actinopteri; Lampriformes; Lampridae
Gene: flvcr1
Product: FLVCR heme transporter 1
Exons: 10
Coding region: 1-1647 (548 amino acids)
Biological process (GO): erythrocyte differentiation; heme export; transmembrane transport
Cellular component (GO): mitochondrion; membrane
Molecular function (GO): heme transmembrane transporter activity; heme binding
Source: RefSeq, a predicted model, not a curated record
AUGGUCGCCGGGGAGCUCUGCAGCUCGGCGCAAGAGCACGUGCGCGUGUGCACGCGCGGCGGCGCAGCCGACGCCGCCGCCGUCUCCAAAGUAGCCGAACCGAACCGGUACGCGGACCUGGCGGAGGGAGCGGCUCCGGGAGACGCAGACGCCCCGGCCGCGGAGCAGGAGAUCCCGCCGGAUGAGAGAGAGGCGAUGCUGCCUAAAGGAGGUGCGGGUGGCGGAGGAGGAGGAGGAGGAGGUGCGGAGGAUGGGAGCAAACCCCCGCAGAUCGAGCUGUGCUGGCGUCGGUUCGCCGUUCUGGCCGUGUUCAGCCUGUACUCCUUGGUGAACGCCUUCCAGUGGAUCCAGUACAGCAUCAUCACCAACCUCUUCAGCCGCUACUACGGAGUCCGCAGCCACAAGGUGGACUGGCUCUCCGUCGUCUACAUGGUGGCCUACGUGCCGCUGAUAUUCCCCGCCACCUGGCUGCUGGACAAGAAGGGCUUGAGGCUGACGGCGCUCAUGGGCUCCGGGCUGAACUGCCUCGGCGCUUGGCUCAAGUGCGCCAGCGUCCGCCCGGACCUGUUCUGGGUCACCAUGAGCGCGCAGGUCAUCUGCUCCGUGGCGCAGGUGUUCAUCCUCGGCCUGCCGUCGCGCAUCGCCUCCGUCUGGUUCGGACCCAAAGAGGUGUCCACCGCGUGCGCCACUGCCGUGCUCGGGAAUCAGUUGGGGACAGCCAUAGGGUUCCUGCUGCCACCAGUCUUGGUUCCCAACACUGUCGACAUGGACUUGAUGGGAAACAACAUCAGUGUCAUGUUCUAUGGCACCGCCAUCGUCUCCUCUGUCCUCUUCAUACUCGCUGCUAUAGUCAUAAAGGACCACCCCCCUCUCCCCCCCAGUCAGGCCCAGGCUGUGCUGCCAGACUGCCCCCCAGAGGACUACUCCUACAGACAGUCCAUAGUCAACCUCUUCAGGAACAAAGCCUUCAUCCUCCUCCUUGUCAGCUACGGUAUAAUGACCGGCUCCUUCUACUCUGUGUCCACCCUCCUUAACCAGAUGAUCAUGGCCUGCUACGAGAAUCAGGAGCUGAAUGCGGGGAGGAUUGGUCUGACUCUGGUCGUCGCUGGGAUGGUGGGCUCCAUCAUCUGUGGGCUGUGGCUGGAUCACACUAAGACAUACAAGAUCACCACCCUGGUUGUUUACGUCCUGUCCUUUCUUGGGAUGUUGGUCUUCACCUUCACUUUGGACCUCAGCAACAUCUACCUGGUCUUUUUCACUGCCGGGGUCCUGGGGUUCUUCAUGACUGGAUAUCUACCUCUGGGUUUUGAGUUCGGAGUUGAAAUCACCUACCCGGAGUCUGAAGGCACCUCCUCCGGACUCCUCAACGCCUUCGCUCAGAUCUUUGGGAUCAUUUUCACUCUUAUCCAGGCCAGACUGACCACAGACUAUAACCCGCUGGCUGGAAACCUCUUCCUUUGCGCCUGGAUCUUCCUCGGAAUUAUUCUCACCGCAUUAAUCAAGUCAGAGCUGAAAAGACACAACAUCAACAUCGGAGCAGAUAACAACCGCCUGCAAGCACUGCCCACCGAGUGCCCUUCAGAGAAGACAACCAGCGAGUCUAAGCUCGAGUCUUCGCUCAGCUUCUCUCGUGAGACGUCUCUGUAA